This is a messenger RNA of Portunus trituberculatus (swimming crab), 2186 nucleotides long. Its product is annotated as insulin gene enhancer protein ISL-1-like. Lineage: Eukaryota; Metazoa; Arthropoda; Malacostraca; Decapoda; Portunidae. Gene Ontology annotation, molecular function: DNA-binding transcription factor activity, RNA polymerase II-specific; cis-regulatory region sequence-specific DNA binding. Gene Ontology annotation, biological process: axonogenesis; neuron fate specification; positive regulation of transcription by RNA polymerase II. The coding region runs from base 822 to 1949 and encodes 375 amino acids. Gene Ontology annotation, cellular component: nucleus. The transcript is spliced from 8 exons. The record is from RefSeq and is a predicted model, not a curated record.
AAAAACGCGUCCGAGUACUGAAGGGGUAAAGAAACAUAAGGUAUUGAACUCAAACCUCGUGGUAAAAAUGCCUCCCAGUACUGAAGAAACAUAAGAUUGUGCGUGAAAUACAUAUUGUGGCGCGUUAAUAAGCGUAGCCAUGGCGUAUAGCGGAGCGUGGCCGUGUGCGUGGCUUGAGCGUGUGUGCCGCGCCUACCCGCGAUGGAGGUGAGAGGCUUGCGUGACUCCGUGUGUCAGAGAGAGAGAAUGAACCAGAGAUAACGGUCAUAACAAUAGUAAUAACAGUAAGAGCAUGAACAACAAGCCCAGAUCAACUAAACAUCUAUUAUUCCCCACGUGUGAAGGAAACCUGGCCAAGAAUACUGAAAUAAAAAGAAUAAGAAAAAUAGUAACCUUAACAAUACCUUAUCCAACAACAACCCAACGCAGUUUAACGCAACGAUUUCGGAUCAACUAAAUAUCUACUAAUUUUUCUCCACGUGUGAAGGAAACCUGGCCACCGAUACUGAAAUAAAAAGAAUAAGAAAAAUAGUAACAUUAACUAAAAUACCUUCAAACACGAACACCUAUUGCCAGAAGUGCUUAAAUUACCCUCCAUUGAAACAGUACAAGUCACAGGAAAGAAAGAAAAAGGGAAUUAGAGAAACAGGCAGCGAGUUCCAGGGUUUUACCAGUGAAGAGGAUGGAAGACUGAAGACACUGGUUAACUCUUACCUUAGUGAGGUGGACUGAAUAAAGCGGAGCGGGCGGGGCGGGCGGCAGUGUGUAUAGGGUGCGGUGCCAUCAUCCACGACCAGUACAUCCUGCGAGUCGCCCCGGACAUGGAAUGGCACGCCGCCUGCCUCAAGUGCGUCGACUGUCACCAGUUUCUCGACGAGUACUGCACCUGCUUCGUGAGAGACGGCAAGACCUACUGCAAGAGGGACUACGUCAGGCUGUUUGGCGCGAAGUGUGACAAGUGUGGACGGAUGUUCGAGAAGACAGACAUGGUGAUGAGAGCCAGGACGAAAAUCUACCACCUCGACUGCUUCAGGUGUUCUACGUGCAGGAAGCAGCUUCUCCCCGGGGACGAGUUUGCCCUGCGCGAGGACGGGCUCUACUGCAGGUACGACUUCGACCUCUUCGAAAAGAAAGCCAACGCUGAGAACAACAACACGACCAACAUCAACAAUAAUAACAACGAGCUGAAAGGGGAGGGCAAGCCGCUGCGGAAGGAGAGGCGGGAAGGCAAGGCGACACGAGUACGCACGGUGCUCAAUGAGAAGCAGCUCCACACACUAAGGACUUGCUACGCCGCCAACUGCCGCCCCGAUGCCCUCAUGAAGGAGCAGCUGGUGGAGAUGACGGGGCUGUCUCCGCGUGUCAUCAGGGUGUGGUUUCAAAAUAAGAGGUGCAAAGACAAAAAGAGAAACCAACUCAUGAAACAGAUGCAGCAAGAGAAGGUAUGGGAGGAAAAACAGAUGGCACUCCAGGGAAUCACAGGCGUGCCCAUGGUGGCCUCCUCGCCCAUCAGGCACGACGGAGCGCCCAUGGGGGUGGGUAUGGGCGGGCCGCUGGACGUCACCGCCUACCAGCCACCCUGGAAGUCCCUCACGGAGUUCGCCCUCACCCACGACCUGGACCGCCUGGACCCCACCACGCCGCAGUACCAGCAGUUGGUCCAGCAGAUGCACGGAUAUGGGGCUGAAAUGUGCGGGGCAGCUGAGGUACUAGCAGCCCACCAGCCGCCCCCACCGUCACAGCUGCACCCACAAGCCCCGCCACAGCCCCAGCAGCAGCCGCCCCCUCAGCAGCAGCCCCCACAGCAGCAGCCCCCUUCACAGCCCCAUCAGGAAUCGAAAUAUGACACGGGGCCUUUCGAUGAUGGCGUGCACAGUGAUUCCUACGUGUCGUACCUGGAAAGUGACGACUCCAUGACAGCCCCACUCAGCUCCACGACCAGCCCCUGAUGCACGAAGCCGCGGAUAGUGGUCUAGAACGACUAUCUAGCACGACUACUUACUUAUACUUUUACGAUUUCUGCGUCUUCUUCCUACUUUAUUCAGUACGACUUCCGUGACUGUUGAUAUUAUUAUUAUUAUUAUUAUUAUUAUUAUUAUUAUUAUUACUAUCUGAACGACUACAACUACUACUACUACUACUACUACUACUACCACUACUGUUGUGACUUGUUAUUAAUACUACUA